AUGAAACUCUCUCUAUUCGCGCUUCUGACCGCUUCUGUUUCGGCUCAAUUCGAGAAGAGAAUCGUCGGCGGAUCGACCGCCGCCACUGGACAAUUCCCCUAUCAAGUUUCCAUUCAAACCUCUUCGCAUGCAUGUGGAGGAAGUAUUAUCGAUUCCCAGAACAUUCUCACUGCUGCCCAGUGUGUGAAUGAUCGGGAGGCGAGUCAUUUAAGGGUCAGAGUUGGCUCAGCGCAGCACGCCUCCGGUGGGAAGUUAUUUCAAGUGGCAAAGAUCACCCAGCAUAGUGAUUACAAUGCCAACACUCUUGAAAACGACAUUGCCGUCCUUCGAUUACAGGACAAUCUCGAAUUUGGAUCCAACAUCGCUGCUGUAGAGCUUCCCUCUUCUGAGCUAGACACUUCAGCGACAGGAGCCAAGUGCUCGGUCACCGGCUGGGGAACUACUAGUCAUGGUGGAGAGCGUCUUCCCGCCAAUCUUCUAUUCGCCUACCUCAAUAUUAUUGACCAUGAGAGCUGCGUCAAAGCCUACGACUCAUAUCAUCCCAAGGUUAAUGACAUGAUGGUUUGUGCCGGUGUGCCCGGUGGAGGGAAGGGCGCUUGUCAGGAGGAUACUGGUGGCCCGCUUGUUGAUCAAAGCUCCAAAAAGCAGGUCGGAAUUGUUUCUUGGAGUCGUGGGUGUGGACAACAUGCAUACCCUGGCGUUUAUACUAGCACUGCAGCUUACGCGGCCUGGAUCCAGGAAACUAUUCUGCUUGAGAUUCUUUAA
Messenger RNA from Penicillium waksmanii, 765 nucleotides. Its product is annotated as S1 family serine peptidase. The record is from RefSeq and is a predicted model, not a curated record. The coding region runs from base 1 to 765 and encodes 254 amino acids. NCBI's taxonomy places the organism in Eukaryota, Fungi, Ascomycota, Eurotiomycetes, Eurotiales, Aspergillaceae. Gene Ontology annotation, biological process: proteolysis. The transcript has a single exon. Gene Ontology annotation, molecular function: serine-type endopeptidase activity.